AUGGCCCUCAGCGUCCACCUGAAGACCGUCACCGACCUGCGAGGCAAAGGCGACCGCAUCGCCAAAGUGGCUUUUCGAGGCCUCUCUUUCUACACCAGAGUGCUUGAGAACUGUGAAGAUGAAGCUCCGUUUGAUGAGACCUUCCGGUGGCCAAUUGCUAGCAGUAUUGAUGUUAACGAGAUGUUGGAAAUUCAGGUGUUCAACUACAGCAAGGUCUUCUCCAACAGACUCGUCGGAACGUUCCGGAUGGUCUUGCAGAAAGUGGUGGAAGAAGGACAGUUGGAGGUGACGGACACGCUCAUAGAUGACAACAAUGCUGUCAUUCGGACCAGCAUCUCCAUCGAGAUUAGAUACCAGGCCAUGGACGGCACCGUGGGUGCUUGGAAUGAUGAGGAAUUCUUGGAGAGUCCAAAUGCACGUUUGGAGGGUGACCCCUACGAGACAGACGGUCUGCUUUCCAGUCGCCGGCAGUCUCCCAGCAAGACCAGUGCUGCGGAGAGGGCUCUCCGGAGAGAUAAGGCUAAGGGGAAAGAGAAGAAACACCUCCAUUUGCCAUUCAGCAAAGGCAAAGAGAAGACAAAGGGAGAUCACAAAGCUGGGAAAGGAGUCUUUUCAGCCAUGAAGCUUGGCAAGGUGCGUGCUGCAAAGGAUGACCACAGGAAGCAAGAUGAGCCAGCCGUUCUGGAAGCUGAAGACCUGGAUCGGAAAGCAAUGCGGCUUGGAGGCGGGUUGGAUCCAGACACAAUUUCCUUGGCAUCAGUCACAGCCGUUACCACCAAUGUCUCUAAUAAGAGAUCGAAGCCAGAUAUUAAAAUGGAGCCCAGUGCUGGGAGACCCAUGGAUUACCAGGUCAGCAUCACAAUAAUUGAGGCGCGGCAGCUGGUGGGACUCAACAUGGACCCCGUGGUAUGUGUGGAGGUGGGGGAGGAAAAGAAAUACACAUCCAUGAAGGAAUCAACCAACUGCCCCUACUACAAUGAGUAUUUUGUCUUCGACUUCCAUGUUCCCCCAGAUGUCAUGUUUGACAAAAUCCUCAAAUUAUCGGUGAUUCACUCCAAGAACCUGCUGCGUAGUGGAACUUUGGUGGGCUCUUUCAAAAUGGAUGUGGGGACUGUUUACUCCCAGCCUGAGCAUCAGUUCUACCACAAGUGGGCCAUCCUUUCCGACCCAGAUGACAUCACAGCAGGCCUGAAAGGUUACCUGAAGGUUGAUGUUGCUGUAGUGGGCAAAGGGGACAACAUCAAGACACCACAUAAAGCUAAUGAGACAGAUGAGGACGACAUUGAAGGGAACCUGCUUCUUCCAGAUGGCGUUCCUCCAGAAAGGCAGUGGGCUCGUUUCUAUAUCAAGAUCUACCGGGCAGAGGGUCUUCCACGAAUGAACACCAGCAUCAUGGCUAAUGUGAAGAAGGCCCUCAUUGGAGAAAACAAAGAUCUAGUGGAUCCUUAUGUCCAAGUGGUCUUUGCAGGACAGAAGGGGAAGACCUCUGUCCAGAAAAGCAGCUAUGAGCCUCUGUGGAACGAGCAGAUUGUCUUCACAGAGAUGUUCCCCCCGCUCUGCAAGAGGAUCAAGGUCCAGAUCCGGGACUCUGACAAGGUUAAUGAUGUGGCCAUUGGGACCCACUUCAUUGACCUGAGGAAGGUCUCCAAUGAAGGAGACAAAGGUUUCCUGCCUACCUUUGGUCCCGCCUGGGUGAACAUGUACGGCUCCACCCGCAACUACACCCUAAUGGACGAACACCAGGACUUGAACGAAGGACUGGGAGAGGGGGUUUCCUUCCGUGCCCGUCUACUCAUCGGCCUGUCAGUGGAGAUCUUAGACACCAGCAACCCUGAGAUCACCAGUUCCACAGAGGUUCAGUUGGAUCAGGCCACUCCAGUCGCCGAUAACUGCACGGGCAAGAUGGAGGAAUUCUUUCUCUUUGGGUCCUUCCUGGAAGCCACUAUGGUCGACAGAAAGAAUGGAGACAAGCCAAUCAACUUUGAGGUCACAAUAGGUAAUUAUGGCAAUGAGAUUGAUGGGAUAUCCAAGCCUGUCAUCAAGAAGAAGAAAGAAGGCGGGGCUGGCAAUGAAGAGGCAUCUGAGUUGCUGCAGAACUCAAGUGAUGAGGAAGACAAUGACGACGAAGAGUUUGUCUCCAUCUCUGUUACUCCACCAAUGAAACCUUUGAUCACCGACAGAAAUUAUUUCCACUUGCCGUAUUUUGACAAGAAGCCUUGCAUGUACAUCAAGAGUUGGUGGCAGGACCAGAGACGGCGUCUCUACAAUGCAAACAUCAUGGACAAGAUUGCCGACAAGCUGGAAGAGGGUCUGAAUGACGUGCAUGAGAUGAUGAAGACAGAGAAGCCCCACCCUGAGCGUCGUCUCCGAGGGGUGCUGGAGGAGUUGAGCAGCGGGUGCCUGCGAUUUGUGACCCUCGCCAACAAAGACCAGAAUCACUCUUCUCGCACACGACUGGACAGAGAGAGGCUGAAAUCUUGCAUGAGGGAGCUGGAGACCAUGGGCCAGCAGGCCAAGACCUUGCGAUCCCAGGUGAAGAAAACCACCAUCAGGGAGAAGUUGAAGCAGUCACAGAACUUCCUCCAAAAGCUGCGGUUCCUGGCAGACGAGCCCCAGCACAGCAUCCCGGACAUCUUCAUCUGGAUGAUGAGCAACAAUAAACGCAUUGCUUACGCCCGCAUCCCCUCCAAGGACAUCCUCUACUCCAUCGUGGAUGAGGAAAUGGGCAAAGACUGUGGGAAAGUGAAGACUGUCUUCCUGAAGUUACCUGGCAAAAAGGGGUUUGGGCCGGCUGGCUGGACUGUGCAGGCCAAAAUGGAGAUCUACUUGUGGCUGGGCCUCAACAAGCAGCGGAAAGACUUCCUUGGUGGCCUACCCUGUGGGUUUGAGGAGAGGAAACUGCCCAAAGGACAAGGCAUUCCCUUCUUCCCUCCCAUCAGCCUCAUCUACACCAUGAAGCAGGUCUUCCAGCUGCGAGUCCACAUGUACCAGGCCAGGAGUUUGUUUGCUGCAGACAGCAGCGGCCUGUCCGAUCCUUUUGCCAGGGUUUUCUUCAUCACUCAGAGCCAGUGCACUGAGGUCCUCAAUGAAACACUUUGCCCUACCUGGGACCAGCUGUUGGUGUUUGAUAAUGUAGAGUUGUAUGGAGAAGUCCAUGAGAUGCGGGACGACCCUCCCAUUAUUGUCAUUGAGAUCUACGACCAAGAUACGGUGGGGAAGGCCGACUUCAUGGGCCGAACAUUUGCUAAGCCUGUGGUGAAGAUGUCAGAUGAGGAGUACUGUCCACCCCGCUUCCCACCCCAGCUGGAGUACUACCAGAUCUACAGGGGGAACUCCACUGCUGGUGACCUGCUGGCUGCCUUUGAGUUGCUCCAGAUUGGCCCAGCUGGGAAGUCUGAUCUGCCUCCCAUUGAUGGCCCUACAGACAUGGACAGGGGCCCCAUCCUGCCAGUGCCUCUGGGGAUCCGUCCUGUCUUGAGCAAAUACAGAGUGGAGAUAUUGUUCUGGGGACUGAGAGACCUGAAGCGUGUGAAUUUAGCCCAAGUGGAUCGGCCUCGAGUUGACAUUGAAUGUGCUGGGAAGGGUGUCCAGUCAUCCCUCAUCCAGAACUAUAAGAAAAACCCCAAUUUCAGCACCUUGGUCAAGUGGUUUGAAGUGGACCUGCCUGAAAAUGAACUCCUCCAUCCUCCCCUAAAUAUCCGUGUGGUUGAUUGCCGUGCCUUUGGGCGAUACACGCUGGUGGGCAGCCAUGCUGUCAACUCCUUGCGCAAAUUCAUCUAUCGGCCUCCAGAUAAGAAGGCCCAGCACUGGAGCACAGCAGGUGAAAUUGUCGUCAAUGUUGAGCCUGAGGUUCCCAUCAAGAAAAUGGAGACUAUGGUGAAGCUGGAAGCAAACUCUGAUGCUGUUGUUAAGGUGGACCCGUCAGAAGAAGAGAAAGAGAAAAAGAAGAAAAAGAAGAAAGGCGGCGCAGAAGAAAUGGAAGAUGAUGAGCCUGAUGAGAGCAUGCUGGACUGGUGGUCUAAGUAUUUUGCUUCCAUAGAGACAAUGAAGGAGCACCUUCGGCAACAGGAGGCAGCUGCAGCAGAGGCAGAGGAGAAGGAAGAAAUGGAGAUGACUGAGGGCUCCAAGGGCCAUGGGAAGUCCAAGGAGAAAAUCAAGGUGCCUAAAGAGGACAAGAAGAAGAAACAGCAGCAACAGCAGCAGCCUCAGCAACCAGAAGUGCUCGAGAGGAAGAACAAGCUGAAGAUCGAUGAGAUGAAGGUGUAUCCCAAAGAGCUGGAAACGGAAUUUGACAACUUCGAGGACUGGCUGCAUACUUUCAACCUCUUGCGCGGGAAGAUUGGUGACGACGAUGACAAUGCUGCUGAUGAGGAGCGCAUAGUGGGCAGGUUCAAGGGCUCUAUGUGUGUGUACAAAGUGCCGCUCCCUGACGAUAUCACCAAGGAGGCUGGAUACGACCCCAAUUUCGGCAUGUUCCAGGGAAUCCCAAGCAAUGAUCCCAUCAAUGUGCUGGUUCGGGUCUACGUUGUUAGGGCCACUGAUCUGCAUCCUGCUGACAUCAAUGGGAAAGCCGAUCCCUACGUUGUCAUCAAGCUGGGAAAGACAGACAUAAAGGACAAAGAGAACUACAUCUCCAAGCAGCUGAACCCAGUCUUUGGAAAGUCAUUUGAUAUUGAGGCGACGUUCCCCAUGGAAUCCAUGCUGACAGUGGCUGUCUAUGAUUGGGACUUGGUGGGCUCCGAUGAUCUGAUUGGCGAAACAAAGAUAGACUUGGAGAAUCGAUACUACAGCAAGCACCGGGCAACCUGCGGUGUCUCCGGUACCUAUUCUAUCCAUGGUUAUAAUAUUUGGCGAGACCCCCAAAAGCCCACUCAGAUCCUGUCCAGGCUAUGUAAAGAGGGCAAACUUGACGGUCCACACUAUGGUCCUGGCGGCAGAGUGAAGGUUGCCAACCGGGUCUUCACUGGCCCCACAGAAUUGGAGGAUGAAAAUGGUCAGAAGAAACAGACGGAUGAGCAUCUGGCACUGACAGUGUUGCACCACUGGGAAGGCAUCCCCCGUGUGGGCUGCAAGCUGGUGCCUGAACAUGUGGAAACACGCCCCUUGCUCAACCCUGACAAGCCAGGCAUCGAACAGGGACGACUGGAGUUGUGGGUGGACAUGUUCCCCAUGGACAUGCCGGCACCAGGCCCCGCCAUUGACAUCGCACCAAGGAAGCCAAAGAAAUACGAGCUUAGAGUGAUAGUGUGGAACACUGAUGAGGUAAUCCUGGAGGACGAUGAUUACUUCACUGGCGAGAAGUCCAGUGACAUUUUUGUCCGGGGGUGGCUAAAGGGGCAACAAGAAGACAAGCAGGACACCGACGUCCACUACCACUCCCUGACCGGGGAGGGCAACUUCAACUGGCGCUAUAUCUUUCCUUUCGACUACCUAGCAGCUGAGGAGAAGAUUGUCAUCUCUAAGAAAGAGUCUAUGUUCUCCUGGGACGAGACCGAGUACAAGAUACCGGCCCGACUCACGCUACAGGUGUGGGAUGCCGACCACUUUUCCGCCGAUGACUUCCUUGGAGCUAUUGAGCUUGACCUGAACCGCUUCCCCCGUGGCGCUAAGACAGCCAAGCAGUGCAGCAUGGAGCUGGGAACGGGAGAGGCAGAAGUGCCCCUGAUUUCCAUCUUCAAGCAGAAGAGGGUGAAGGGCUGGUGGCCAUUCUUGGCCCGAGACGAGAAUGACGAAAUGGAGAUCACGGGCAAAGUGGAAGCUGAGCUGCACCUUCUGACAGCCGAGGAAGCAGAGAAAAGCCCGGCCGGGCUGGCUCGUAACGAGCCCGACCCAUUGGAGAAACCCAAUCGUCCGGAUACAUCCUUUAUCUGGUUCCUGAACCCACUCAAGUCUAUCAAGUACCUCAUCUGCACCCGUUACAAAUGGCUCAUCAUCAAGAUUGUGCUGGCCCUACUGCUGGUCAUCAUGGUGGGCCUCUUCCUCUAUUCCAUGCCUGGCUACAUGGUCAAGAAGCUUUUGGGGGCAUGAGGAAGCCGCCCUGUCCAGGUCUCCCCCCAUUCUCCCAGUGUUCAUGGUCACUGCCUCGCGUUUGUGUUUCUCUUUUGUGGCCUCCUU
This is a messenger RNA of Euleptes europaea (tarantolino), 6114 nucleotides long. RefSeq names its product otoferlin (gene OTOF). NCBI's taxonomy places the organism in Eukaryota, Metazoa, Chordata, Lepidosauria, Squamata, Sphaerodactylidae. The coding region runs from base 1 to 6027 and encodes 2008 amino acids. Gene Ontology annotation, biological process: plasma membrane organization; synaptic vesicle priming. Gene Ontology annotation, cellular component: presynaptic active zone membrane; synaptic vesicle membrane. The record is from RefSeq and is a predicted model, not a curated record. The transcript is spliced from 48 exons. Gene Ontology annotation, molecular function: AP-2 adaptor complex binding; calcium ion binding.